AUGACUCAUCGUAAAUACGAUUUCAAUUAUUUCCUUGCAAUAUUUAGCGAAGUUUUAUUAAUUCUAAUGACCCUAUCGAAAAUGACUACGUGCUGGAUAAAUAGACAAGCAUUAGGACGUUUGCUCGUCGAAAUACAAAAUAAUUUCAACGUCGAUAAGUAUAAUACAUUCGAGAAGAGAUUUAUUUUCAUGAAAUAUAGCAAAUUGGCGAAAUAUUAUUUAUUGAUAGCAGUUACUUCAAUGGCUUGCGGCACUGUUUUUUAUUACUUGAACGAAUUGAGAUUAAGCGUGAAAAUGGUGAUACCAAAUUCAUCAUUGACUUACAAACCACCGUACAAAACAGAAACCAUUGUCGAUAUAUACGACAUUAAGGUCUAUGCUUGUUUCUGCAUUUAUCAAUUGUUCUUAUUACCGGCUAUUAUAUUAGGUUACGUUGGAUUUGAUUGUUUAUUCGCAAAUCUUGCAUUUCAUGUUACCGCACAAUUUGGAAUUCUUUGUUCCAUGAUCAAAGAAAUUCUCGACGACUCUGAUGAUUUUCAACGUAAUAUAAAGGAACUUGUACUUCGGCAUUACAAAUUGAUAAGACAAGCAAAAACUUUGGAAGAUAAUUUUAAUACAAUAAUAUUGCAACAAUUAAUGGGUACAACAUUUCAACUUUGUGCAUCUGGUUACCAUACACUUCUGGGCUCAGUAAGCAGUGAAAUAUUUACGGUGAUUGUAUUCAAUUUUUAUGCUACUAAUACAAUGAGUACAUUGUUUGUUUAUUGUUACAUUGGCGAGUGUCUAAUUCAGGAAAGUUCGAACCUGAGCAAUGCAUUUUAUCGUUACGAGUGGUAUAACGUGUCGGCUACGAACUUAAGAAUGAUAACAAUUUGUAUGUUGCGAAUGACGAUACCGGAGCAAUUAACAUCCGGUAAAUUUUUCGUCUUAUCAUUGGCCUCCUUUACUGACAUUCUCAAAACUACAAUGGGAUAUCUGUCUCUACUGCGUACUGUUCUUUGA
Messenger RNA from Vespa crabro (European hornet), 1002 nucleotides. Its product is annotated as odorant receptor 63a-like. Gene Ontology annotation, cellular component: plasma membrane. The record is from RefSeq and is a predicted model, not a curated record. The transcript has 6 exons. Gene Ontology annotation, molecular function: olfactory receptor activity; odorant binding. The coding region runs from base 1 to 1002 and encodes 333 amino acids. Lineage: Eukaryota; Metazoa; Arthropoda; Insecta; Hymenoptera; Vespidae. Gene Ontology annotation, biological process: detection of chemical stimulus involved in sensory perception of smell; sensory perception of smell.